Messenger RNA from Elephantulus edwardii (Cape elephant shrew), 1347 nucleotides. RefSeq names its product TBC1 domain family, member 10C (gene TBC1D10C). The record is from RefSeq and is a predicted model, not a curated record. Lineage: Eukaryota; Metazoa; Chordata; Mammalia; Macroscelidea; Macroscelididae. The transcript has 9 exons. The coding region runs from base 1 to 1347 and encodes 448 amino acids.
AUGGCCCAGGCCCUGGGGGAGGACCUGGUGCAACCUUCUGAGCUGCAGGACGACUCCAGUUCUUUGGGGUCUGACUCCGAGCUGAGUGGGCCCAGUCCAUUUCGCCAGGCUGACCGCUAUGGCUUCAUUGGUGGUAGCUCAGCAGAGCCAGGCCCAGGUCACCCUUCAGCAGACCUAAUCCGACAGCGGGAGAUGAAGUGGGUGGAGAUGACCUCGCACUGGGAGAAGACCAUGUCCAGGCGAUAUAAGAAGGUGAAGAUACAGUGCAGGAAAGGUAUCCCCUCGGCCUUGAGGGCCCGCUGCUGGCCGCUGCUGUGCGGCGCUCACGUGUGUCAGCAGAAGAACCCCAGGACCUACCAGGAACUGGCUUCAGCCCCCGGCGACCCUCAGUGGAUGGAGACCAUUGGCAGGGACCUGCACCGCCAGUUCCCUCUGCAUGAGAUGUUUGUGUCACCUCAGGGCCACGGGCAGCAGGGGCUCCUGGAGGUACUCAAGGCCUACACGCUGUAUCGGCCGGAGCAGGGCUACUGCCAGGCCCAGGGCCCUGUGGCCGCUCUUCUGCUCAUGCACCUGCCUCCAGAAGAGGCCUUCUGGUGCCUGGUGCAGAUCUGCGAGGUCUACCUCCCUGGCUACUACGGACCCCACAUGGAGGCCGUUCAGCUGGACGCGCAGGUGUUCUCGGCCCUUCUGCGGAGGCUGCUCCCACGAGUGCACAAGCACCUGCAGCAGGUGGGCGUCGGGCCCCUGCUCUACCUGCCGGAGUGGUUCCUGUGCCUCUUUGCCCGGUCCCUGCCCUUCCCCACGGUGCUACGCAUCUGGGACGCCUUCCUCAGCGAGGGUGUGAAGGUGUUGUUCCGCGUGGGGCUGACACUCGUGCGGCUGGCGCUGGGCACUGCUGAGCAGCGGCUGGCCUGCCCCGGGAUCCUGGAGACCCUGGGUGCCCUUCGAACCAUUUCCCCAUCUCAGCUACAGGAGGAGGUCUUCAUGUCCCAGGUGCACAGUGUGGCAUUGUCGGAGCGCGACCUGCAGCAUGAGAUGCGGGCCCAGCUGGGCCAGCUGCCCACAACAUCACCUGGACCACGACCUCGGCCACAGGCACGUCUAGCAGGGGCUGCAGCCAUCUUUGAGGCCCAGCAGCUGGCAGGGGUGCCAGGGGCCAUCAGGCCGGGCCUCGAAGUGCCCCGCAUCGUGGUACAGCCCCCAGAGGAACCCAAGACCCCUCGGCGAAAGCCCCAAACCCGCGGCAAAACGUUCCAUGGGCUCCUGACUCGGUCGCGGGGUCCCCCUCUAGAAGGCCCCCCCAGAGCUCAUCGGGGCUCCACUUCUUUCCUGGACACUCGCUUUUGA